Cuscuta europaea is the source of this 2153-nucleotide messenger RNA. The record is from the annotation of a GenBank genome assembly. NCBI's taxonomy places the organism in Eukaryota, Viridiplantae, Streptophyta, Magnoliopsida, Solanales, Convolvulaceae.
GGGAGAAGUUGUAAUAAAAGUGAAAAGUAAAAACCAUGUGAAAGGAAAAGGAAACAUGGGACUAGGCAAAAAAGCUCCAAAGUGGGGGAGGCAUUCAGCCAUCAGACGCACCAACUUUGAAAAGCUCCAAACCUUCAGCGUCAAAAUCUGUUUAUUUGGGGAAAAUAUUGCAAACGGGAGCGAAAAGCGGAGAGAGCCUUGUAUUGAUUGCCACAUUUACCUCUUACCGCACUUUCAUUCAUCCCUUCCAAAUCCGUAUAACUGCAAACGCUAUUUUUUUUGUUUUGAAUUCGGCAUCAUAAGCUUUCGAAAAGUUUCAAUUUGAUCGCCAACGGAUCAGCUUGGAGAAGAAGAAGAAACUGCGGGGGUUUGAUUCGGAUUCGGAUUCUGCGAUGUCGUGUUCAUCGUCAUCUUCCGCGUCGGAGGAGGAGGAUGAGGCAAUGGAUUCUUACAGGAAGGGGGGGUACCACGCGGUGCGUGUCGGCGAUUCCUUCUCCGGCGGGCGGUACCUCGCGCAGCGGAAGCUCGGUUGGGGAGAGUUCUCCACUGUCUGGCUCGCCUAUGAUACUAAAACAUCAACAUAUGUAGCUCUGAAGAUUCAGAAGAGCGCACCACAAUUUGCCCAAGCUGCUCUCCAUGAAAUUGAAGUCCUCUCUGCUAUUGCUAAUGGUGACCCCUCAAAUAGUCACUGUGUGAUACGGCUGAUCGACCAUUUUAAGCACACUGGCCCAAAUGGACAGCAUCUCUGCAUGGUUCUUGAAUUUCUUGGCGAUAGCUUGCUACGACUAAUCAGAUAUAACCAUCAUAAAGGCCUCGAAUUAAACAAAGUUAGAGAAAUAUGCAGGUGCAUCUUGACUGGUCUAGAUUAUUUGCAUAGAGUACUUGGAAUUAUACAUACAGACUUAAAACUCGAAAAUAUAUUGCUCUGCUCCACGAUUAAUCCCACCAAAGAUCCAAUAAAAUCUGGACAGUCUCCCAUUCUUGAGAGGCCCGAGGGGUUCUCAAAUGGGGGAGCAACCAUGAACCUCAUUGAGAAAAAGCUAAAACAAAGGGCAAGGAGUGCUGCAGCCCGGUUAUCUGGAAGACGCUCUUCAAUGGUUGAGGGAACAAACUCAAAGCCCACUAGAUCUCUUGAGGGGAUUGAUUUAAAUUGUAAAGUUGUGGAUUUUGGUAAUGCAUGCUGGGCUGACAAGCAGUUUGCAGAAGAAAUUCAAACAAGACAGUACAGAGCCCCCGAAGUAAUAUUGCAAUCUGGGUAUUCUUUUUCGGUUGAUAUGUGGUCAUUUGCUUGCACUGCAUUUGAGCUUGCUACUGGUGAAAUGAUGUUCACUCCUAAGGCUGGACAAGGUUUCAGUGAGGAUGAGGAUCACCUAGCUCUUAUGAUGGAAGUACUUGGUAAAAUGCCCCGGAAGACGGCAAUUAGUGGGGCACGAUCUAAAGAUUACUUUGACAGACAUGGCGAUUUGAAGAGGAUUAGGAGACUGAAGUACUCGUCUCUGGACAAAUUAUUAGUGGAUAAAUAUAAACUCUCGAAAGAGGAUGGGGCUGAGUUUGCAGAGUUUCUUCGUCCCCUUCUUGAUUUUGAGCCAGAGAAGCGGCCAACUGCACAGCAAUGCCUUCAGCACACGUGGCUCAAUGCUAAAAGUUUUAAUCAGAAUGAGGUGAGGGAUGAAUCUCUUAUUCAAAAAGUUAAUGAUGGGAUGAGCAGCCUUCAACUUAAUAUGGGUAAGUGAUGGUAGGGAUAGAUGAUUUCCACUGCAGUUUCUCAAGGGAAUCUCCACCAUUCCUCAUUUCCUCCUCUCACCCCAUACUCCUCUUGAACGAAUAGUGGAGAUCUACUGGGAGGAAGAAAGCGGCGGGGGAGGGGGGUACAAGCCCAAUUAUACCCCCUCUCCUUCACGUGUAUAAUGAUAUUAUUUGUGAAGUUGUGAUACUUUUACGCUCUACUUUUUUUGUAAGAUUCAAUAAGAUCUGAUUUAUUCAUUAGUAGAAAAGGCUUACCUUGGUAUUCAAUGCUCAUCACAGUUGACCCUGAAAUUGUAGAAUAAUGUGAAUUUUGGGGUUUUUGAUGAACAUGUAUAGAUGGUUCCACAUUGAUGACAUGAUAAAUGCGAUUAAAACCCCUAUUUGGGACUCUGCUUGCACACUAAAAU